This is a messenger RNA of Symbiodinium necroappetens, 765 nucleotides long. NCBI's taxonomy places the organism in Eukaryota, Dinophyceae, Suessiales, Symbiodiniaceae. The record is from the annotation of a GenBank genome assembly.
AUGGGCAGCAUGCGCAGGCCAGAGAACAUUGUGGCGUUCAUGGAGAAACGGGCAGAGAUCAGAAACAACCCGGACACACCCUUGGCAGCAGCCUUUGGGGGUGAUGCCGAGCAGCAGGAGGUGUACGAUUGUUUGCGUUGGUGUGCGGCCCUGGCCCACGAAAGCAAAAGCAAAGCUCCGUUCGGGGAAAGCCACAUCCACCGCAUUGUUACCAGAAACCUGAGGUGCCUGUUUUUGCACUCUAGGAGCGCGGAGGCGCCUGUGGCUGAUGCUGCGAAUGUUCUGCUUUGGAGAUGCGCUGAAGAAGGCCUGCCUUUUGUGCGAGCAGACGUUGCAGAGGCAACGCUGGGCCGGCUGGAAGAAAUAUUCUCACUGUCGAGCCACUCGGAUGAGAGAAGGUGGUGCAUCCACCGACUUGUGAAGUCAUUGCAGUCGCUGAGCGAGCAGCAGUGCCAGCAGCUGAUGGACCUUCUGGUCAGAAUUCUCAGGGAGAAUCCGGACGCUCGCAGACACACAGUUCUUUGGGGAUUGCAGAGGCUCUGGGAGGCUGAUGAUGAUCCGAGGAGGACUUACUCAAGAGCCCACCGCAUACUUCGAAUUAUAGCCCAAACUGAAGAUCCAGAGCUGCAGACGGGGCUUCAAUUUCUACAGUAUUUCAGGCCGCCUGUGGAGGCGGCGCUGCGAGCACGGCAAAACAGAGAGUGGAGGAAGUGGAGGUGGUACCAACAACAGGCCCAACAACACUGGGGAGAUCGACUAUGGUGA